Manduca sexta (tobacco hornworm) is the source of this 5782-nucleotide messenger RNA. RefSeq lists its product as uncharacterized. Gene Ontology annotation, biological process: nuclear envelope organization. The record is from RefSeq and is a predicted model, not a curated record. Bases 445 to 2835 code for a protein of 796 amino acids. Lineage: Eukaryota; Metazoa; Arthropoda; Insecta; Lepidoptera; Sphingidae. The transcript is spliced from 12 exons. Gene Ontology annotation, cellular component: meiotic nuclear membrane microtubule tethering complex; nuclear envelope. Gene Ontology annotation, molecular function: protein-membrane adaptor activity.
ACCUCAUAACGUCUUUUGCGAUGACGUCAUCAGUUUAUGUUUAACGAGUGUAUUUACUAAAUUCACAAAUUCCAUUCAUCAAACGUCGCAGUUCGCGGUAGUAUACAAGUUUGUAUACAUUAUAAGUUUUACGUAAAAUAUAUUUAUUUAAUUACGAUACAUUUUCGUACUAUGCAAAUCGCAUAACCUUUUACGCGAAGGAAAGUCAGGCAGACGUUACGUUACUUUUGGCGGCAUUGCACGAAGCCACAGAAAUAGAUUUCCUUGUGCAAUAAAAAAAAAUAACUAUACCGAUUCGCGUACGAGUGGUGUUUGUGUAACUUACAACUUCUUGGAGAAAUUACGUCAAUAUUUGCAAGUAUAUCGUGCAUAGUCGGAGAAAUGUGUGAAAUGUUAUACAAGCGGUGAUAAGUGAUAAAAACGUUGCGUCAGUGAAUCCUCAAUAUGGAGAAUCCAACCGUUAGCGGAUUGCGGUCAAGGUCCCGGUCGAAGACACCUUUCCUGCGUUCCAACUGCGAUGGUGAGAACUGCGCAGACGAUGAGGACCACGCACAUCAUAAGACAGACAGAAAAACACCAGUGAAAAGAAGCACCCCUGUCAAACAACUCAGUCAGCCCGCUACCAAGUUUGUUACUGAGACUAUUGAAGAGAUAGUGGAGUAUUCGUCACCGCCAGCAUACCGCACAAGACAGUCAAUGAAAACAGCUGGUGAGAAACUUGUGAAAACAUCAGACUACUCCUCUGAAGAGAGCUUGGACAGACUAAAGAGCCAUCGGAAGGAGAUAUAUCAGAAUGAGAUCAACAGCCAGUAUGAGCGGGUGUCGUCGAGGUCCUCGCACCACUACAGCUCACUCGGUGACGUCGGCCUCAGUCCGGUCCACACAUCACACAAUGUGACCGCAGAUAGAUCCUCGCGCAUCGGCAGCCCUACAUACAGCGUAUGCUCCACGGACAGCUCGUUCGCGGAGCAGGCGCUCGCUGACACCAGCGCGCUACUCGACAGAGAUCCCCGCGGUGAACACCUGCCGUCCAGGCUUUACAAAAUGGCCGGCGAGUACUGGAACAAAUAUCCAAAGACGGACUACACCUACUCGCCACUGUCCAAGGACCGCGUGGAGCUCGCGCCGGGGCAAGUCGCGGUGCCGAACAUGUCGCGCCGGUCCCUCUCGCAGUUCCGCGUGCAGGGGCCGAACACCAGCCCCGAUGAGGUGGACCGCCUCGCCGCCACCAGCGCGUGGACGGCUACUACAGUCAGGAAACGGUAUACUUCAAUAGACAGUUCAGACGAUGAAAGCGCGUACAUACACAAGAACGCCAUGGCCGACCAGAGGUGGUGGAUCACGCGGAUGCUGAUGACGAUCGUGACCACCAUCACCACAUCCACUAACAAGGCGUAUCGACGCAUCGUGGGACCUUCGCAUCGGUACCCGUACACCGACCGGAGACCUGCGAAAGCUAGUCUUCUGUCGCGGGCGGCGUCGGUGGCGACAGCGCCCUUCUACUGGAUAUACUCGAUCGUGCAGAAAGUGGUCACCACCACUGUUGAGACGAUAACACCGAACCACGUGGGCGAGAGUGAGAAGUAUGGCCGCAGUGUGAAGAAGGCGGCGCCGCGACGCUGGUGGCCCUGGAUGCUCCUGCUGUUGCUGCCUGUUGUUGGAUACGGAUGUUACAACUAUUCUGAUCAAAUUCUGCCUCAAGAAAAGCCCGUCGUAGACAAUUAUAAGCCGCCUCUGAUAAUACAAGAUCCAGAUUUGUCGAAACGAUUGGCUGCUUUAGAAAACUGGGCACUAAGUGUGGAUAAUAGACUUCAGUUCUUCGACCAGAAACUCUCCAAGUUCGACAACAUUGAGGUCAUAAUUGAACACCACUCGCUAAAACAUUUACAACAAAAUCUUAUGCAAAUUUUAACGCGAGACAAUAUAGACGCUAUUGCGGCGCAAUUGAAGUCAUAUUUCGAUAAAAACUACGUAACCAAAGAGCAAUUACAAGCCAUCAAUUUGGAGAUUCAGGAGCAGUUGAUAAACUCCUUGAAGUCAGAUUUGGACGAAGACAAAAUCCGCCAGUUGAUCCAAGAGCAAGUGUCUGCUUUCGAGGCGCGUCAGUUGGAGCUCAUUUCCGACAGAGUGAAUGAUUAUGUGAAGGAAAUAAGAGUGACUAAUAUGGAAUCAAGUCUUGACGUUGAAGAAAUCAAGAAAAUUGUGACCAAUAUGUUGAACGUGUAUGACGCAGACAAAACCGGGCUAGUGGAUUACGCGCUGGAGUCGGCAGGUGGUGAAGUGGUGUCGACAAAGUGCACGGAGCUGUACCAAAUCAAGACGAAACAGUACUCGUUCCUGGGCCUGUUCGCGGUGUGGGUGUACACGUCGCCGCGGUACGCGCUCACGCCCGGCGCCAUGCCCGCCGAGUGCUGGGCCUUCCAAGGAUUCCCGGGAUACUUAGUGGUGCGAACGUAUGCGAUAAUCGAGGUGACCGGUUUUUCCAUCGAACACAUGUCGAAGUUACUCGCCGCCGAGGGGAAGAUCGAGUCGGCGCCCAAAAACUUCACAGUAUACGGCUUACAAGGCGAAUUGGACCCGGAACCGCAUCUGUUCGGUGACUAUAUGUACGACGCGAACGGCACCUCCAUUCAAUACUUCCCGGUGAAGUACCCAAAGACAACCAACAUCGGUGGCGUGGAGUACCCCGUCGCGUAUAAUAUCAUCGAGUUAAGAGUCGAGAGCAACCACGGCAACCCGAACUACACCUGCCUCUACCGAUUUAGGGUUCACGGCAACCCACUAUCAGACAUUCGGAAGGCAACCGAGGACAGUAUAAAAGACAGUGAGACGUAGCACGCGGAGAGAAAGCGCCAAGACGCUACAAUAAAAUUAAAAAUGAUAUUUAUAAAGGAUUUCAAAUUUUGUGACUAUCGACUAAACUUAGUGCACACCAAUGGAUUUUAAAAUAAUAAAAUUGUGUUCAAAUUAGAUCAUUCCUAGACAUAAUCAAUGUAGAUGGUAAGAAUUGUGGCCUUAAUGGAUAUUAAAAAUAUUUUACAAAGUACAAAUAUGUGAACCGUCGACUUACAGAUCAUGUGCUUAUUUUGUUAAACGUGUGUUGUGUAGCUAUACGCGUGAAAUUUUGUAAAUCGUAAUACUUAAGUCUCUCAUAUAUUCGCUUCCCAAACGCAAAUACUAUUUAUAUUAAUGUUAUGUAUUCAGUAUAUCAUUCUAUUCUUGUAACUGUUUCCUUAUAAUAUUAAAAGUAUUAAGCUAUUUGUGACGUCAUCUUUUACACAUUAUCUGUUUACACAUACAGUGAUUGUUAAAUUUCAAAAUAUAUACGUCUAUGUUUCUCUUACCUGCUUUACAGGGUUUUAAAUAUCGAAUGUUUCAAGCCUCAAGGAUUCCGCACGUUUGAUAAUGUUACAUAGAAACAAUCUACGAACACAUUUUACCCUAGUUUUUAACAAUGUAAUGUUAAGAAUCAUUGUAAUUUAUAAAAUUAGAAAUCUCGUUUUAUCACCGCACAACGGUCUUUUUAAAUACGCUUAGUUCUGAUAUCUUUAUUAAAAUAUUUAUAAACAUUUUUAAUGUAUUUUAAGGUUUCUAAUUAAGGUUUUGAUUUUAGAAUAAGGUUUUUUAGUGUUUUACGUUUGAUUCGGAAACGACUGUACAUUUAUCUAACAAUAUUGUUACAUAUUUUAAUAGUUAAACAUUUCUUCACUUGUUACUAAACAAAUUUCGACCUUUAGCCUUUGAUAUAGGAAUAGUUAUACAUUUACAUCUUGUUACCGAAUCAUGUCAUUCGUAUUUUCUAUAAACAUGUCGUUUCCAUAUCGACAGUGCUAAUUUUAACGAAUGUAAUUAGGCAUAGUGAAGGAGCUAGUCCAGUUAGAGUUUAACAAAUUUUAUGCCAAUUAAUUUAAUUUUUUUUUAUUAUCUCGAACAUUUACUGUAAUGGGUGGCUUAGCUGGAGUAAAUUGGAAGGAGCUUGAAAUUUACAGUUUUGCUCACAUUUUGCACGGAUAAAAUCCCUACAGGGGCCUUGUUCUCUAUGCCACACAUUACUUUGACAAUAUGUAACUUUCACGUAACGCGCUAUGUCGCGUUUAAGACAAUAGAAAUUGACAAACAAAAUAUUAUUCCAUACUAAAUUCACAAAGAUAACAACGCGUUCCGAGGUAAAAAUGUAUAGAGAUUAAAGCCCCAGAUCUAAUUUUAGAAAUGAGAUUAAAAAUUCACAAAUGGCUAAAAUGCAAUUAUGGAUUAAUGUGAUGUCAUUGUUCAUCCACAAUUUUAUUAUUAAAAUACAGUUAUUCAAAUGAGGUUUUGACAAAUCAAGCUGAGAUAUUAAUAUAGUGUGUAGAUCCUAUGUUAGGGACUAACUCGUGACGAUCUUAUUAGAGUAUGUAGGUUCACGGCACCGUCAUUUUAGUAUAACACUAACAUUCUCCCUAUUUGUAAUGACUGAAUUGGUCAACAGAUCCUGACUGCGUUUAAUGUGAAACUUUUAGUUGAAUUAUAAGUGAAUGAGUGAAAAAUAUAGACUUAGUUAUAUUGGUUCAAUGAAUUAUUUCAUAACCGAAUAGUUUCAAAUAUUAAUAAGAAUAUGCCAAUUUAUUGUAACUCAUAACUAAGGCGAUAAAAGUCUAAAAAUACAAUAUAAUACAUUUCUGAACAUAUUUUCGAACAUGAGUAUGUUUUUAUAUUGCUAAUGAGCGUCUCAAAUAGUAUUCUGAAUAGUUUUAGUAAUCAGUUCAUUGGCAAGCUGUCUACACAAUAUGAUCAAACUAAUAGAAGUUCAAAGACAAGACGCCAAAAAACGAGUCUGUUUCCUUGUUUACGAAUUGAUGAAUUAUAUGUAUAACUUCAAUGUAUAAAAGUUUUAAUUGCCACAAAUAUAUUUCUAAGUUAAUUUUAUUAUAAUAUUGUAGUUACCACUAACAAUAUACUUGCUUUCUAAAUGCGUUUGUGUCAUUUUACUAUGUUAGCUCUUACCGUAUAUAAAGUAAGUAGAAAAGUAACGAUGAACACAGCAACUACAAAACCUUUUAAAUUGGAUUUUGAAGAAUUUAUUGGUUUUUAUGUAUGUAAAUUAUAAUGAAGUCAUCUAGAGACACUACAAGUAAUAUUUUCAAAGUUGAAUCGUAAUUUUGAAACUGAACUGUCUUAUUGGUACCGGUAAGUGUGGAACGGCGAAGGUAUUAGUGAAUUUGAGUAAACCCCAAAAACUACAUUUAAACAUAAAUAUUAAUUAUCAUUAAAUUCAGUAUAAUAUAUUCAAUGGAAAACAAAUUGCGAGAAAAAGAUACAUUAUUUUUAUUAAAUUUUUUAAAUUUUUCAACCUUCAUUCUUGACAUCAUUUUAAUUUCCAGUCAUUUAUCUUUCAUACUUUCUAUCACUUUUACUACCCUGGCCAGUUUAUAUUGUGACUUUAUUUGUGCUUUUUUUAAGCCACGGGAGUUCAUAUUUUCGCCUACAUUGUAAGAUUAUUAAACACACGAAGAUAAAAAAAAUUGCUAUCCCUUAUAACUAUAAGAGUCCUUCAGAACUCGGUUUUAAUUGCCAGGGAGACACGGUUUGUAAAAAUCAUUGUCAAUAUUUCUUUCUGUACCUUUUAUGUUUGUGCGUGAAGUUUUAUCACUAUUGUUUUUAUUUAAACAGAUUGUCUACAUUUUACAAGUUGUUAACAAUCGUAUUUCUUGUACAGCACUUCUACUAACCAAAAUAUAACUGCUUAAAACUAUGUAAUUAUGUAAAAUUUGUGAUGUUCGAAAUAAACAGUUGUAAAACGAAA